Molecule: messenger RNA, 1524 nt
Organism: Pochonia chlamydosporia 170
Lineage: Eukaryota; Fungi; Ascomycota; Sordariomycetes; Hypocreales; Clavicipitaceae
Product: acyltransferase
Exons: 1
Coding region: 1-1524 (507 amino acids)
Biological process (GO): polysaccharide biosynthetic process
Cellular component (GO): membrane
Molecular function (GO): acyltransferase activity, transferring groups other than amino-acyl groups
Source: RefSeq, a predicted model, not a curated record
AUGCCAAGCCAUCAUUCACCAGCCAUUCUAGACCACGAUGGCUUCGAACCAGCCUUGCUAAACGUCGACCCCGAAGCGGCAGCAGCCGACGCGUUAUGCCCAGCAUCCUGGAAGCCCGUCAAUAGCCUCAAGGCAACAUCAAGAUUGUCGAACCUCAAAUCGUGGUUAACACCAGAGACGUGGACUCAUCGACCGAAAAGUUUGCACCCAACCGCAUACCUCGAUGGCCUUCGUGGUGUUGCCGCGCUCCUGGUUUAUUGGCAUCACCACGUACUGUGGGUUCACAACAUUGACAGGUUAGCGCAAAACGGCAUUUUCGAAAACAGCUUUGGAUAUGGCGAUAAAUAUCACUUUGCUGCCUUGCCUGGAAUUCGAAUUCUCUUCUCCGGUGGCCAUUUCGCAGUAUCAACGUUUUUCGUGCUCUCUGGCUAUGUGCUUUCCAUAAAACCGCUAAAACUGAUCGAAAAUGAAGACCUCGUCGGCUUGGUCAAUCAUCUGGGGUCAGCAGUCUUCAGGCGCUGGCUGCGUCUCUUUCUCCCCGUCGCAGCAACAAUAAUCCUGUAUGCAACUUCAUGGCACCUUUUUGGUAUCUGGGUCGACGGCGGGAAACCUCAGGGCAACUGGUUUGACGAGAUGUGGUUUCUCUACUGCGAGUUCAAAAACUUCAGUUUUAUCUUCAAAGAGGGAGGUGUUCCCUGGCUCUCCUACAAUAUGCACGUCUGGUCGAUUCCCGUGGAGUUCAAAGGCUCCAUGGUUGUUUUUGCAUCUCUCCUGGCUUUUUCGCAAUGCCAUCGACAAGCACGCCUCUGGUGUCAAAUCGGUCUUAUAUUCUACUUCAUGUACAUUGCUGACGGCUGGUACUGCGCAAUGUUCGUUUCGGGCAUGUUAUUAUGCUAUUUGGAUCUUUUGGCGGUACUCAACAAGCUGCCAGACAUUUUGACUCGACUUAGACCUUACAAGACGGUCAUCUGCUACCAUAUGCUGGUCCUCGCCAUCUAUCUGGGCGGAGUGCCCUGCGAGAAUCGUGAGGUGGAUCAACUUGCUCGCAAUCGCGGCUGGUACUUUCUCUCAUUCUUAAAGCCACAAGCUGUCUUUGACUAUAAGUGGUUUUACCUCUUCUGGGCUGCAACUCUUCUCGUCAGCUCAGUGUCAAACAUUACCUGGCUGAGGCGGGCUUUUGAAGCUCGCGUCUGCCAGUACCUUGGGCGUGUAUCAUUUGCCCUCUAUCUUGUUCAUGGACCGAUAUUAUGGACUCUAGGGGACCGGUUCUACGCAGCCGUUGGCUUUAGGGGCAAGGCGCAAAUGGAACACAUCCCUCAAUGGGUUGAUAAGUUUGUGCUACCACAGGCAGGUCCCGUGGGACUCGAAUUUGCCUUUCUCUUACCGCACUUUGUCCUAUUACCCUUGACAUUGUUUGUAGCAGACUUUGUGACCAAGGCCAUUGACAAGCCUAGCGUCCAGUUUGCGGCUUGGUUAUAUGCAAAAUCACAAGGGGGCAUGCCAAACAAGCAAUUGAGAUCAUAG